Messenger RNA from Nannospalax galili (Upper Galilee mountains blind mole rat), 7962 nucleotides. It is a transcript of the gene Elfn2, whose product is annotated as extracellular leucine rich repeat and fibronectin type III domain containing 2. Gene Ontology annotation, molecular function: protein binding. The transcript has 4 exons. NCBI's taxonomy places the organism in Eukaryota, Metazoa, Chordata, Mammalia, Rodentia, Spalacidae. The record is from RefSeq and is a predicted model, not a curated record. Bases 5239 to 7701 code for a protein of 820 amino acids. Gene Ontology annotation, cellular component: plasma membrane.
GAGGGUCUGCUGCGGACAGGCCUGCGGAGACAGCCCGGGAUCCGGGUGCCGGAACGGACCGACCCACACACUCGGCGAUCUCCCGCUCCUGACGUCCCCCGCGCCCAGGUCCCCUGCGGGAGGCGGGCGGCGGGGGUGGCGGUGUCUGCGCGCACACGCUCGCUCACAGACACACACGCCCCGGCCACGCCACAGACACACGACACGCACGGAGCCACGGCCGGCCGCCGCGCACACUCGCACCGGCGUUCACGCUUGUUCUCCCGCGCAGGCCCCGCAGAAGCCGCUGCCCGGAGGCGGCGGCGUCCGGCCCGGAUCCCGGAUCCGCGCUUGGGUGUAGAGCAGAGACGACUGGCCGCCCUGAGUGCAAUUCAAUUCAACAGACAUUUACUGAGUGCCUACUAUGCGCCAGGCCUUAGGCUAGGCACUGGGGAGCACAGAAAGGAAAGUGGGGCCCCAUCCUCAGGUAGUUCUGGGUUGAGGGGUGGUAUAGAGACAGGCAAGGGCUCAACAGCUGGGUACCAGGAGAGAAGCCUUGUGGAGGGCUGGAGCAGCAGGCCUGGGAUGUAAAUGCAUCACUAGAGGGCUACUGUUCUUUGUCUGUGCCUCAAUUUUCCCACCUGUAAGCUGGGAGGAGGUGAGGUGGGGUAAGACUUUUCUAGGAUUCUGCAGGUCACAUCAGGGGUGGGGAAGAGCAGGGAGGCCAUCCUUCUGCCUGCAGGCUCCUCAGAGGGGUUAUAAGCACUGGGCCCCAGGGCAGAGGGGCAGGUGGGAACAGGUCCCCAGGAUCAGGAACAGCAUGAACAAAGGCCUGGUGGACAUGGGGCUGGGCUGUGGGAUUAGGAAGGGACAUGAUGGGGUGUGAGCUUAGAGGAGAGAAAGGUUGAGGGCCACACUCUGGGGUGUGAAGUCCAUUCUGGGCCAGUGGCAGCCAUUGUGGGCUGUUGAGGGAAUGAGAGACACGUGGUCCUGCUUUGUUUUAUCUUUCUUCUCCUCUCCUCGGAGUUCCUGUAGGAGCAGUAGCUGUGUAGUUAGUGUGGCAUCUGUGCUGUGUUAAGCAUGUCACCUUACUACAGCCCCAGGAAGUGGGCAUUCAUGGGCCCAGUCCCCAGGGCAGGACACUGGGGCUCAAAGAGGGAAGUUUCUUGCCCGAGGUUAUGAUCUGACCCCAAGACCCCUCUAUUGCUCCCACUACCUCUUGCUGAGGGGGUCUGUAUGCUGUGUGAUUGCUCCCAUCCUGUCUACUCCAAUGUCCUGGUGGCCACCGAGAGCAAUGGCAGGAAGAGCCAUAGAUGCCCUGAGCUAGGCUAGUUUUCUCCAAGACCCAAGUGAGGGCUCAGCAGCCACUCUCAGACUGAUAAUGAGGUGGCUCCUUCCCACUUUACUUAUGGGUGGACUGAAGCCCAGAGUCAUGGGCUAAUUCGUGGUCAGACUUGAGGGAGUGACGACCUAGACUGGGAUCCUGUCUCCUUAGCAUCAGCUGAGGCAUUGGGCAUGAAGAAGCCUUCCCCUAACUCCCUACACCCAGACCUGUGCAGAGGCUGUUUCCCUAUGCCCUCCCUAGGGAGUACAAAGGACUCAGACCACAGACCUCGGUUCAAGUCCUCGUGUUAACUUUGCAUGACUGCGUGAUUGUGAGAAGUCAUUAACCACUUUGAGCCUCGGUUUCUUUAUCUGUUCAUGGGAGAGCUGGCUUCCCUAUCCACUUACCAGCAGAUACUUAAUUGAGCACCUACUGAAGCCUGGUGCUGGCUGGGCUGGUGGGGAGGCUCAGAAUCUGGCCUUCCUUGGAGAACUGAGUCAAGGGGGAGUAGUAACAGUUAGCGUUCUGUUAGGGAUGGAGGAGGACAAAGCCCAGGGAGGCUGUGGGAACCCCUAAGAGGUAUCCCAGCCAGGUGAGGAGGGCAGGUGCCAGCGAUGCCAGGACCAUAGGCGCUAGGCUCUGGGUGUACUAGAAAUUUUCCCAGAUGAGCCAGGAGCCAGGGAAGUCAUGCUCAGAUUGAUGUUUUAGAAAGUUCUCCCUCUGCUAGGUGGAGGUUGGAUGUGAAAGGAUGGUAAGCUUAGAGGCAGAAGUCAAUGGGUGGGGCAGGGGGGCACAGAGACCCCCAGGGUAGGGAGCUGGAGAGAGGGGGUGAGUGUCCUUCCUGCUGCCUGGGAGGGGACAGGCAGCUGGGAGAGGGCUUUUGGGGGUGGUCAGCACCAAGCUGCUGCUAAGGACAGGUAGAGGACCAAGAUGAGCUGGGGAGUGGGAGGGGAAAAGGAGGUUUGAGAAGGGCGGAGAGCUGGGCUGGAGAAAUGGGGAGGUAGAAAGCAAGCCAGCCUUGCAGGGCCCCAGGACUGCUGGCUGGGCAACGUUUUCCUCAGGAAGAAAGGGGUAAUGGGUGACAGGAGUCCUAGGUGACAGGAGGGCCAUGGAGGGUCAGGGCAGCUGGAAUGUUAGCCCCACCCCAGGAAGAGAGGGCUGCAGGGGAGGAGGUGUUUGGGAGGAAGGCAAAACAUUUGCAUGUGUAACAGGGCUGGAAUGAGGGAGAGAGAAGGGGAGAAAGAUGAAAGGAAAUUACCAUACAUCAGGAUCUUGUUAUUCAACCUAAUUUUCAAAGGACCACAGCUGUCGCGCUGAGAUAAUCCGUUAAUUAUAACAGCCAUUGUGCUUUGGCAAUGGGAGAGAAACCGAGGCUGGGUGCAGGCUGAAGGCUGGGGUGGGAAGAGGGCUCUGAGGGGCCAGAACCUCAGAGAGGGGCCAGUUGAUGGAGGCAGGACCAGAGGGAAGGCCCAAUCAGGGAAUAGGCCACAGUCUUCACACUGGCACUGUCAGUGCUGAGGUGACAAGUCCUACUGCUUGCCAGCCAGUGCUAUGUGGCUAGAGCCAGUCUCCAGAACCUUCUGCAGCAGUUAACUUUAUUGAGCAAUUACUAUGUGCCAGACCCUGCUCCCGGUAGCCAGUGCUCUUCCUGUCUCAAUUUUUUUUUAAGGAGAGGAAACACCCAGGAACAUAGCUUGCCAGGAACAUAGAGCGAGGUAGUUGGCAGAGACCCAUGUGAGCUUCCAGGACAGUCUGAGGGACCACUGGUCUCCAGGGACUGACUUCCAUGAGUGGGUAGACACAGGAGCUGCCAUGGUUUAAGGCCAUGGCUCUGCCUGGGCAGCCGUCACCACAGUCACGGGUGGCCCUCCCCCACAUGGCGUUUCCGGGGCCCAGUGUCAGCCCCUGGGUGUGGAUAGAGCCUCUUUGUUCUCUGGGCCUGCAGCUGCAGGUCCCCUUCGGCCUCUGAGGCAGGCUUUAGUCUGUCCACCCCACCCCCAGAGCAACCACCCUCAGGGCCAGGAGAGGGCAUUCCAUCCCUGGUGGCAUCCAAGUUGGCCCUUGCCACCGCCCGCUUAGAGAUAGGGAGGAGACAGACAGACAGCUGGUUCAGCCCUGGGAGAGAUUCUCACCCUAGCUCCAGGGUCUUGGGGACCCUGAGUGCUAGGGCGGGGAAGUGACCAGUGGGAAGCAGUGAACUGUGGUAGGGCAUCUUGAAGUCUGACUGCCCAGGACCCCAGAGCCUUUGGUAGACUUGGCUUUGGAGCCAGGUUCAUGCCUUGACCAUAGGACCGUGACUGGAAACUUAGUAGAGACCAUCUGGCAAGGCAGGGGGCUUAUUCUGCAAAUUCAGUGGGAACCCCCAAUGUGGCCCAGGGACCCAGGUAGUGCUGUGGAAGGCAGGGGAGAAGCAGAGGCCCUCAGAGAGGCAGAAGGUCUGGGGUGAUCUCUGUGGAGAUUCCCCUGCUAGGAGCCAAGGGGAAGCCUAGGGCAGCCAGGGCAGUUUAAAGUCUUGGAAAAUGGGUGACCCCCCAUCCCAGGUUCUGACUGGUAGGGCCGAAGAGCCAUGUAUGCAUUCCAGAAACUUCAAGCCCCAGACUCAUCAUUGGAGACACCCCCCCAAAUGACAGACCCAUGUUGUUACUAUCCUAGAGUUCUAAGACCCACAACCACAGUGGGGCAGGGUGUUGUGGUGUGGUGGAAGCAGGAGUGAAAUUCAGGGGUGGGGGGCAGAGUGACCAGCUCAUGCAUCCCCAUACAGACAAGUCUACUUGUUCCCACUCUGAGGUUCCCUGUAUUGUUAGCUUCACAAACUGCAGUAGCCAGGGAUCAGGGCAGCAGCCCAGGGAGGACAGAGCCACCUGCUCUGCCCCAUGGCAGGCAGACCCACAGUCACCCUUAUCCAGGGGUGCCAGUGGCUUUCAGAAACAGGGAUGCUUAAAAUAAAAGCUCCCAAGCUUUCCACAUUGCCAGGCAGCUAAAAACUAAAUUUAAUUACUGUCCAGAUGAAGCAGGGUCCCUUGGCAUGGCAUGAGUCAGAGCCUGGGAUUGAGGAAGAGAAAGUCACCCAGAGCAACUGGAAACCUGGGCUCCGCAUCUCUACAAUAGGCAUCAGGACAGUGGAGGCUCAAGGCUGGAACCAGGAUGAACAGGCUUCCCAGGAAGCUCCCAGGCCCAGCCGAUGCCUUUUCUGUCCACCCAUCCCUCUGCCAGGUCAGGCUGCCCAAGUGGACUGAAUCAUGCUCAAACCUGGAUCCUCUGCUUCUCCCCAGGGGUCCCCCGACACACUGCCCUGCCUUGGGAUGGCCUUAAGGAUGUUUCGAGGCAGGAAAAUGCCCACCCUUGGGGACCCUGGAGGAGGAGCAGGCCGUGCAGGCAGAACCAAGAGGGUGGGCCUAGCCGGUGCCUGGUACAUAGUAGGUGUUCCAUAAAUGUUUAUUGAAUGAAUGAAUGGAGGCCAUGCAGGCAGAGGCAGCGUGCGCGUGCAGGCACUGUGCAAGAGCGGGUCCAGUGGAGACCGGAACCAGGUGACCGAUGGGCCUCUUCCUCCCUGUCCCCAUCUUUCUCACCAUCCCCCAGUGCUGCACUCCUGGCUUCAGUAGGAACUGCCUGAAGUUCUGAACCCAGAACCCAAGGAGGAAGAGGAGGAGGAAGAAGAGGAGGAGGGAGAGGAGGAAGUCAAGGCCUGAGAACCUGUAUACUUUUGCAACAGGAACCAGGAACUACGCCCAGCAGCUUAUAGCCCUCCAGAGUGCCCCCAGAAAUAGGCACCAGCUGUUCCCACCUUGCCAGGAGCCCCUGUACUGGGGGUCGCCCCCAAGAUGGUGGCGGCCCCAGGGAGGACUGUGCUACCAGCUCCAGCCUCCAGUCACUAGGCCCCCCUGUGCUCCGGCCCCUCACCCCAGCUGGGCCUGCAAGGGGCCGAGGCCUGGGCCAUGCUGCGCCUAGGGCUGUGCGCAGCAGCGCUGCUGUGCGUGUGCCGGCCUGGUGCCGUGCGUGCAGACUGCUGGCUCAUUGAGGGAGACAAGGGCUACGUGUGGCUGGCCAUCUGCAGCCAGAACCAGCCACCCUAUGAGACCAUCCCUCAGCACAUCAACAGCACCGUGCACGACCUGAGGCUCAACGAAAACAAGCUCAAGGCCGUGCUGUACUCCUCGCUUAACCGCUUUGGGAACCUCACGGACCUCAACCUCACUAAGAAUGAGAUCUCCUACAUUGAGGACGGUGCCUUCCUGGGCCAGACGAGCCUGCAGGUCCUGCAGCUGGGCUACAACCGGCUCAGCAACCUGACAGAGGGCAUGCUGCGAGGCAUGAGCCGGCUGCAGUUCCUCUUCGUCCAGCACAACCUGAUUGAGGUGGUAACACCCACUGCCUUCUCAGAGUGUCCCAGCCUCAUCAGCAUCGACCUGUCCUCCAACCGCCUCAGUCGCCUUGAUGGCGCCACCUUCGCCAGCCUCUCCAGCCUGAUGGUGUGUGAGCUGGCUGGCAACCCCUUUAACUGCGAGUGUGAUCUCUUUGGCUUCCUAGCCUGGCUUGUGGUCUUCAACAAUGUCACCAAAAACUAUGACCGUCUGCAGUGUGAGUCACCAAGGGAGUUCGCUGGCUACCCACUGCUCGUGCCCCGGCCCUACCACAGCCUCAAUGCCAUCACUGUCCUGCAGGCCAAAUGCCGUAAUGGCUCCUUGCCUGCCAGGCCCGUAAGUCACCCCACACCCUACUCCACUGAUACCCAGAGGGAGCCAGAUGAGAACUCAGGCUUCAACCCUGAUGAGAUUCUCUCAGUGGAGCCACCUGCCUCAUCUACCACAGAUGCAUCUGCAGGACCGGCCAUCAAGCUGCAUCACGUCACUUUUACCUCGGCCACCCUGGUGGUCAUCAUCCCACACCCCUACAGUAAGAUGUAUGUGCUGGUCCAGUACAACAACAGCUAUUUCUCUGACGUCAUGACACUGAAAAACAAGAAAGAGAUUGUGACGCUGGACAAGCUGCGCGCGCACACUGAAUACACCUUCUGUGUGACCUCACUGCGCAACAGUCGCCGCUUCAACCACACUUGCCUGACCUUUACCACGCGGGACCCUGUGCCUGGGGACCUGGCUCCCAGCACCUCCACCACUACACACUAUAUCAUGACCAUCCUGGGCUGCCUGUUUGGGAUGGUCAUUGUGCUGGGCGCUGUCUACUACUGCUUGCGGAAGCGGCGCAUGCAGGAAGAGAAACAGAAGUCUGUUAAUGUCAAGAAGACCAUCUUGGAGAUGCGCUACGGGGCUGAUGUGGACGCUGGUUCCAUUGUGCACGCUGCCCAAAAGUUGGGCGAGCCUCCAGUGUUGCCGGUAGCCCGCAUGUCCUCCAUCCCUUCUAUGAUUGGGGAAAAGCUGCCCACUUCCAAGGGGCUGGAGGCCGGGCUGGACACACCCAAGGUGGCUACCAAAGGCAACUAUAUUGAGGUGCGCACGGGUGCUGCAGGGGACAGCCUGGCCCGGCCUGAGGAUGAUCUCCCAGACCUUGAAAACGGCCAAGGCUCGGCUGCUGAGAUCUCCACCAUCGCUAAGGAAGUGGACAAGGUCAACCAGAUCAUUAACAAUUGCAUCGAUGCGCUCAAGCUGGACUCGGCCUCUUUCUUGGGAGGUGGCAGCGGUGGUGGAGACUCCGAUCUGGCCUUCGAGUGCCAGUCCCUCCCUGCGGCUGCUGCCGCCACCUCGGCUGCUGCUCCCGGGGCACUAGAGCGGCCCAGCUUCCUGUCACCCCCCUACAAGGAGAGCUCCCACCAUCCGCUGCAACGCCAACUGAGCGCCGACGCCGCAGUAACCCGCAAAACCUGCAGCGUGUCGUCCAGUGGCUCCAUCAAGAGCGCCAAGGUCUUUAGCCUGGAUGUGCCGGACCACCCAGCCACUACGGGGCUGGCCAAGGGUGACUCCAAGUACAUCGAAAAGGGCAGCCCCCUCAACAGUCCGCUGGACCGGCUCCCACUGGUGCCUGCGGGCAGCGGCAGUGGCAGUGGAGGAGGGGGUGGCAUCCAUCACCUGGAGGUGAAGCCAGCCUACCACUGCAGCGAGCACCGGCACAGCUUCCCCGCCCUCUACUACGAGGAAGGUGCGGAUAGCCUGAGCCAGCGUGUGUCCUUCCUCAAGCCGCUGACCCGCUCCAAGCGUGACUCCACCUAUUCACAGCUCUCCCCCAGACAUUACUAUUCAGGCUACUCCUCCAGUCCUGAGUACUCGUCUGAGAGCACGCACAAGAUCUGGGAGCGAUUCCGGCCCUACAAGAAGCACCACCGAGAGGAGGUGUACAUGGCUGCCGGCCACGCCCUGCGAAAGAAGGUCCAGUUCGCCAAGGACGAGGAUCUGCACGACAUCCUCGAUUACUGGAAGGGGGUCUCGGCCCAGCAGAAGCUGUGACCCUCUCCUCCCCCUGGUGAGGCUCCUGAGGUACCCUCGCAGUAGAUCCCAUGCAGUCUUUGGUCUGGGCAGUUCUGGGGAGUGAGUGCCUAUGGCUACCCUCAUCAUGAGAGCCUUGGCAGGAGUGUAAGCAUGCAGCAGCCUCCAGCCUCCAGGAAGUUUGCUUCAAUUAUGGAGUCCCCAGAGGAGCAGGCAGCCCCCCCCAUGUCUUCUGCAGUGCUCUCCACCAUGACCCUUACACUGGCAUCUCCUGUCCCUGCU